AUGCAGCAGGCUUUUUCUGUUCAUUCGAAAAGCGUGAAGCUAAAGCACGCUUCUCUUGACAUUUGGCCGCUCACUUGGUGUUUUAUCGCUAAAUUACAGCGUAUUGGCUGGUGCUUGAUUUUGCUCUCAUAUAGUGAUCUUUGCCCUCGUUGCAAUUUGGAGAGAAAAGAUCUCAAGCACCUAUUUUUUGACUGCCCUCUUAGUGCUAACAUUUGGUUGCAGUUACCCGCAAUCCAAGGAGCCCUCACGGCUAGCAUGGAGGAAUGGAAAGAGUGGCUUCAUACCAACGUCAACCACUCCAGAACAAACUCACGGGGUUAUUUCUUAAGUGUCCUAGUUUUAGUUACACUUCGAAAAAUUUGGCUUGCUAAAAAUGGAAAAGUCUUUGAUGAUGUCAUUGUUAGUUCAUUUGAUAUUUGCUUUACUAGUGCUAAAUUUGCCCAUGAAAUUGUGAAGAGUUUUACAUCUGUUGCUUGUGCUAAACCUAGACAAAUUAGACUGAUUGCAUGGAAUUUUCCAGGUAUGGGAAAGCUGAAGUUAAACACUGAUGGAAAUCCGGGAUAA
Rhododendron vialii is the source of this 564-nucleotide messenger RNA. RefSeq lists its product as uncharacterized. The record is from RefSeq and is a predicted model, not a curated record. The transcript has 3 exons. NCBI's taxonomy places the organism in Eukaryota, Viridiplantae, Streptophyta, Magnoliopsida, Ericales, Ericaceae. The coding region runs from base 1 to 564 and encodes 187 amino acids.